AAUUAAAUACAAGUUCUAAGACUUUUUAAUAAAAGCUGAUUAAGCUAAACAGCGAGUGCUUAAAAGAAUAGACAGAAAGACAAAAUAACAAAGAAAAUAAAAACCGCAAUAACAGCAACAAUGGACGCUGACAACAAAAAACCAUUUAAGAUUAAAGAUGUUACGCGCAACAUUAAAAAAGCUGUUGUUGCUGCUUCUUUAGAGGAGAUACGUUCAAAAGUAGCAGAGAAGUUUGAGAAGUCAGAACAGCCAACAAUACAUUUGGAUUCCGAUGGUACUGAAGUCGAUGAUGAAGAAUAUUUUCGUACUUUGGAUGCUAAUACUGAACUGAUUGCAGUUUUUCCUGGCGAACAUUGGGUAGAUCCGACUCAUUAUGUGACUAUCACUACUCAACGUGAAAAUGGUGAUACUACGGAUGCAGCAGCGGAGGCAGCACGCAUUAAGCAGCUUGUCGGUCAAUUACAAAAUAAUCUAUGUAAUGUCUCUGCUAUAAGUGAUCCUGACUUGGAUUCGCUCUCUAAUAUGGAUCCUAAUUCAUUGGUUGAUAUAACUGGCAAAGAUUUCAUGGAACAGUUAAAGGAUUCAGGCAGACCAUUGUGUGCAAAGCGAAACGCUCAGGACCGAAUUAACCUGUUAAAGCUAUUAAAGGAUGGCGCCAUUUUUUGUUCAGAACGUUAUCCGGAGGAUGCUGAAGCCAUAGAUAUGGAGAUAAGCAGGCAACUAAAUAUUGAAACAACAACAACAAACAUAACUAAAACUAUAAAUAUCAAGACAAUCGAACAAGUGCAAAAUGGUGCAGCAACAAUGUCCGCAGAUGAAGAGAUCACAAUCGUGAAUAAUAUCUCCGGUUCCGAUGUUGCUGCAACACAACAAACUACAAACACAAAUACCACCACAACAACCAAAAUCAACGACAUAUGACUACCAAUUUUUAGCAGUAUUACUUGAAAUUUGGAUAGCGUGUGUAAGGAGAAGAGUUAAAAAAGAUUGAUGACAUCGUAAACAGGGUAAAGAAUUAGUAAGAUUACAGAGAGAUAGAGUGUGUAAACCAACUAUUUGGCAAGUUGAAAAAAAAAAUAAAUACAGAAAUAAAUUGUUUUUUGUCUACUAGAAAUAUUUUAAAUAAAUUUUUAAAUUUAACACACAAACACACUCCCACGUCAAAUUGUCACUAAUAAGCCCAUGAAUUUAAUAGAAAAUAAUUAAUUUUAUUA
Messenger RNA from Teleopsis dalmanni, 1214 nucleotides. It is a transcript of the gene Drep1, whose product is annotated as DNA fragmentation factor subunit alpha. Bases 121 to 921 code for a protein of 266 amino acids. NCBI's taxonomy places the organism in Eukaryota, Metazoa, Arthropoda, Insecta, Diptera, Diopsidae. The record is from RefSeq and is a predicted model, not a curated record. Gene Ontology annotation, biological process: apoptotic process; regulation of apoptotic process. The transcript has 4 exons.